UCAUGCUGCUGCCAAGUCCAGAGUCUCUCAUGGGUCCCUGUACGGCCUCCCAUUGCUGCUGUCUCCAUCGCCACACUCUGCCAUGUGCCACUUUCAGGUCUCCUCACACACUGCUGGUGUGUUGAAUUUUUUGACAUAGGGUGCUGGCAGAUUACGGGCCUCCCAUAGCUGCUGCCAGGCCCCUAAUCUGCCAUGGGCCCUAUAUACCGCCUCUCUCAUGCUGCUGCCAAGUCCAGAGUCUCUCAUGGGUCCCUGUACGGCCUCCCAUUGCUGCUGUCUCCAUCGCCACACUCUGCCAUGUGCCACUUUCAGGUCUCCUCACACACUGCUGUUGUGUUCAAUUUUUUG
This is a messenger RNA of Staurois parvus, 348 nucleotides long. NCBI's taxonomy places the organism in Eukaryota, Metazoa, Chordata, Amphibia, Anura, Ranidae. The record is from the annotation of a GenBank genome assembly.